Messenger RNA from [Torrubiella] hemipterigena, 3738 nucleotides. The record is from the annotation of a GenBank genome assembly. NCBI's taxonomy places the organism in Eukaryota, Fungi, Ascomycota, Sordariomycetes, Hypocreales, Clavicipitaceae.
CUCUAGCAUGGACCAACUCUUCUCCACCACCGUUGCGCGCGAGCCUCUGCCUCUCGCACCACGCCUCACGACCAUCUCGCUUCAUUGGCAAGACACCGAAUUGCGCAGCGGGAGAGAAACCUCACAAGCCAUGCUUGCAAAAAAGUAGAAAAAGCAAGACUCUGCGCGUGCGGUCUUCUCUCAAUCUUGCCAGCUCUGUAACCACUACCGCCAUCAUGACGACGCCGCCCGCCCUCUUCCACGCCUUCCUUCGGCCUGCCAUUCUGCAAAUCCUACGAGCGACUGGAUACCACUCUACGAAGCCCGCAGUGUUAGACUCAUUAACAGACCUUGCGGCGCGAUAUAUGAUGCUCCUGUGUGAGAACACGGCGAAGCACGCAUCACACAAUCACGGUGACAAUGCCGACUUUUCGGUUGUCGAGGUACGUCAGGCUCUAGAGGACGCCGGCGCGCUGUUGCCAUCCAGAUGCACAGCAGAAGAGGAGUGGAGAGGAGACGACGACAUCGCCGAUAUCGAAGAGUUCAUCGCCUGGUUCUCAAGCCAGCGCAUGAAGGAACUGAUGGAGUUUGGCAACUCUGAGGGCGACACGGAAGCUACUGACUACUUGAACGCCCUUAAGACGAAGCACAACAAAACUGGCGACGACGCCAAGUUCCACGGAACAAUACUAGGACGACCAGCAGAAGGAACCGAAGUGUUUGUUGAAGGCGGCAGCGUAGCCACUGUAAAAGAAUGGGUGGCGGCGCAGACACCAAGAGCAGAGGGCGACGUUUCGUCACCAGCAAGCUCUGGUCUCAGCUCUGUAGGAGAUUUGCCCAGCGAUGACGAAAUGGACUUGACAAUGGCUGCUUGAACACCCUUUCGGACGAACCCGACAUGGACGGAUGCUUGACGACCUCUUCUACAACUACGAAUCGACAUGAUACCCCCUUACACACGAACAGUCAUAGAUAUGGCAGGAAAAGCUUUGUGCUUGCUGCUAUUUUACGCCAAAAAGGCGGAAAUGCUGAUAUACCGCCCUGAAUAAAGCUGGCUUGCUCUUGGGAUAACAGUAGCAGCAGUUAAAAAAUAGAGGUGGCUUGUAUACUAGAGAGGAAAGAUUUGAUUGUGCAUUACAUACUUUCCAAAAAUGAUAAUAAUACAAAAGAUCGCUUGAUUUUACAGUUAAUGGUACAAGGAACCCGUAUCCCUCCAUAUUUAUACAAUGCCACCCUUCUUGGCUGGCAGCAGUUCCAGUACCCCCAUGUCCUUGGCCACACCAAGCAUCAUUCUUCUGGCCUCCUUGUCAUUACCAAUCUCGGUGGCGUAAAGCUUUAGCAGGUAAGCGUGCAGUGCCUCGCCUCUCUCUGGCCCGUUAAGCUUCUCUGGCUCGUCACCAGCCCACUUGAGAAGGGAAAAGUCCAUAUCGCGCUUCGCAAUCAUAAGGGCCUUGCGCAGCGCUGGCGUGUCGCUCGAGAGCUUGUGCGUACCAAUUGCUAGCUCCAGGGUGAGGAUAUCCGAGGGAUAGAAUUUAAAAACCUCUUUCAAAGUCGCUAAGGCAAUUGUGAGACCGGGGGAGUCUUGGAGGCGGCGGAAUGAGUGCAGGAUCUUUCGAGCGAGCUGCUCAUGCAUCGCCUCUGAACCAAAGACUUCGCGAGAAGCAACCAUAUGGGCAAAGAGCUUUCGGGUGUCAAUAAUGUGCUCCUCGACUUCUUCUGGAGCAAUGAUGUGUAGCCUGUUGACAGGAAGCGACUUCCAAAGCGCAGUGAAUGUAUGAGGGUCUGGCUUCACGCCUUGAUCUACGACCAAAGUGUUGUACAGGUCCAACGCCUCGCUGGAUUUACCGGCUUGGAUGUAGCUUUCCAGCAGCUGAUUCAUCAUGAAUGCAUCAGGGCUGAUUUCCGACGCCCCAAAGAGUUCGAAAAGUUGUUCUUGACGGCUGUGCAAGUCUCGCUUUCGGAAGUUGUCGGCCAUGAUGCAAAAUGUCUCCAGUGUAGCUCGCGGAUACUCAGCAGGCUCAUUGCGACCUGGCUUGUUGUACUGUAGAGUUUUCGCCUUGCGAGCCGCAACAAAGGCUACUCGUGAUUCAAUCAUGUUCCAGCCGAGAGCCUCUGCUCUUUCCAUAUUGGCAGCGCUUCCAGACCGCUGCCAAGCACCGAUGAGGCCGUUUAGCUGAAUAGGCGAGGCCUGUACGCCCUUCGACAUCAUGAAUUCGACUACAUUGUGCGCACCGUCCAAGUCUCCGGCUCCAAUAAGCCGCUUUAACCACUUUCCGAGGAAGAACUUAUUAGCGACAACCGAAGGCAUGUAUUUCUGCUUGGUUAGAUCGAUUUGUCCGUCGCUCAUCAUAUCCACAAAGGCAUAUAGCGCAUUUUCGACUUGCCCGUUGGUGAGGAAAUAUGCAAUGACUUGAUCGUAGUCCUUGAGUUUCAUUGACUUGCCCAAAAGACCUCUCAUUUGUCGAUACUUUUCCCAGCCACGGGCAGGCGCAUCGUCUAACGUCUUCUCACACCAGGAUCGGAUAAUAGGCAUCAAGAUUCUUGCAUCCAGUCGUCGGGCAAUCAGUUUAUCAGCCGCUCGUUGCGCUUGAUCCAAGUUGCCCAUUCGGCAGUGCAUUCGAACACCGAGCUCCCAAAAUUCUUGGAAAGUCUCGGCCUUGUCUUCACCAAGCGUGGGAAUAUUUCGCCGCCAGUUUUCGAUAGCUCUUGAUUCCCAGCCCUCGACAAAGACGGCCUCAAUUGUCAAGAUUUGCUGAGCCGGACUGAGGGUGAUAUUGGCGUCACUCAUGUCCCUGGCAAGCAGGGAGAUAUGAGAUAAACGGUGCGGGUUGACAGACUCUUCCGUUGCGAAAACUGACCACAAGAAGUCCCAAACAUCAAUAGGUACGUUUACCCAUCCUCGGGCGAGUGCCAGACGACCUGCGUGAUACGCUCUGUAGACCGCGGAGAUGCUAGCUUGAGAGAAGACCGAUGUACGCCGUUUCUCGGAUUGCGCGUGGUUGAUAGCCGCAUUGAGUUUCGAAAUCUUGCGUCGUUGAUUUAACGUCCACGGUUUCGUUGGGAUGUCUGAGACUUGGCCAGCAACAGCACCGCCCGACACGCCGUCAGUAUCCAGCUGUAUUUUUCUUAACGUAGCUCUCACGGCGUCCACAACAUCCUCUGGCAAACCCUCAGUCGCAUCUUCGAUUUCUUUAUCAAUUUGUUUCGACCUUGCUUCUAUUUGAGCUGAAACAUUGUCAAUAUCGCCUUGGUUUUUGACGCCACUCCAAAGGCCGCCCAUUUGCUUGAUCAUAUUGCCAAAUGCGGCCUUCUCUUUUGGGGAUUGAAGCGUUGCUUCUAGAUAGUCUAGUGACGGCUUCACAUCUCCAGGACCAAAUGAAUCCAGAGAUGUAUUAAAAUCACUCUCGCGCUCAAGCUCCGUCGUGUUUUGGUCGGUUCGCUCAAAGUAUCGGACCGUGAAGUUGUCGUCUGCCUCUUGUUCGUUGGGUCGACUCUCGGGAUCCGCAGCCGAUGAUAUGGUAGGAGGUACUCGUCUAAUUGUCUUGCUUCUUCGUUCUGCUAAUCGAGUUCGUCUAGUUGUUCUCAUCGCUGGCUCCUGAGCUGCAUGAUUGGAAUAGGGUGCUCUGCUCCCGGGCAGCGUCAACGGCAUAGUCCCGAGACAUGCUCGACAUAUUGCCCCUUGCCGGCCUGGUAAACCGUGGAGUAACGGUCGGCACGACAUUGUUGACCACCCCGCCAAUGUUGACGCAACCUUGCUGU